Molecule: messenger RNA, 4033 nt
Organism: Perognathus longimembris pacificus (Pacific pocket mouse)
Lineage: Eukaryota; Metazoa; Chordata; Mammalia; Rodentia; Heteromyidae
Gene: Stk11
Product: serine/threonine kinase 11
Exons: 9
Coding region: 731-1987 (418 amino acids)
Biological process (GO): protein phosphorylation; positive regulation of vesicle transport along microtubule; DNA damage response
Cellular component (GO): nucleus; cytoplasm
Molecular function (GO): ATP binding; protein kinase activator activity; protein serine/threonine kinase activity
Source: RefSeq, a predicted model, not a curated record
GUAGGGCGGUAAACAAGAUGGCGGCGGCGUGUCGGGCGCGGAAGGGGGAGGCGGCCCCGGUCGCCCGCAAGUGAGGCGCGGGCCGGGAGGGCGGCGCCGGCGGCCCCGCGGGCAGCCUUGCAUGGGCUGGGGCCCCCUCGCCGCCCCGCCUCCUGCUUUCCGGCGGCGGCCGCGGCGAGGGGGGCGCGCCGCCCGGGCCCUGUCAGCCUUGGGAAGCCCCCGGCCCGGAGCUUGAGGCCUGCUCUGUCCUGGUGGCCCGGCGCCCGUGGGCUAGAACUCCUAGAGCUCGCGGCGGGGAGUGCCCCGUGCCCCGCCGCUGCCGCUGCCGCCGCCUAAGGAAGGGCGCCGCGAGGGUGUCCGCGCGGGCCGGGCAUGGACGGCGCGGACUGGCCCCAGCGCGACAGCCUCGGCGUCUGACCGCGGGGCAUAGCGCCUGGACGAUGACCUAGCGCCGCCACAGCCCGUCCGGCCACGCCAGCGCCCGCGGACCCUCCGCCCCGCGCUCUCCGGACCGCGGGCGCGGAGCCGAUCGACGGGUGGGACAAUCGCUUCCGUCGUCGGAAGAAGAGUUUCCGUGGAUUUUGGUGGGGGGCGGGGGGGGUGGGGGAGCUUCGUUGCUUUUUUUUUUCUUUAUUUUUUUCCCCUCGUUGAACAUUUGGAGAGGGGAAGUCGGGGCCAGAGGAACAACUGCCCACGAAGGGGACAAGGGCUCCCCAGCACUGGGUUCAGGAUGGACGUGGCGGACCCACAGCAGCUGGGCAUGUUCACGGAGGGAGAGCUGAUGUCUGUGGGCAUGGACACCUUCAUCCAUCGCAUCGACUCCACUGAGGUUAUCUACCAGCCUCGGCGUAAGCGGGCUAAGCUCAUCGGCAAGUACCUGAUGGGGGAUCUGCUGGGGGAGGGCUCCUACGGCAAGGUGAAGGAGGUGCUGGACUCCGAGACUCUGUGCAGGAGGGCCGUCAAGAUCCUCAAGAAGAAGAAGUUGCGCCGGAUUCCCAACGGGGAAGCCAAUGUGAAGAAGGAGAUCCAGCUCUUGAGGCGGUUGCGGCACAGGAAUGUCAUCCAACUGGUGGACGUGCUGUACAAUGAGGAGAAGCAAAAGAUGUAUAUGGUGAUGGAGUACUGUGUGUGUGGUAUGCAGGAGAUGCUGGACAGCGUGCCUGAGAAGCGGUUCCCCGUGUGCCAGGCCCACGGGUACUUCUGUCAGCUCAUUGAUGGCCUGGAGUACCUGCAUAGCCAAGGCAUCGUGCACAAGGACAUCAAGCCUGGUAAUCUGCUGCUCACCACCAGCGGCACGCUCAAGAUCUCCGACCUGGGCGUUGCCGAGGCCCUGCACCCAUUUGCUGCCGAUGACACCUGCCGGACAAGCCAGGGCUCCCCAGCGUUCCAGCCUCCCGAGAUCGCCAAUGGCCUGGACACCUUCUCUGGCUUCAAGGUGGACAUCUGGUCAGCCGGGGUCACGCUUUACAACAUCACGACGGGCCUAUACCCCUUUGAGGGAGAUAACAUCUACAAGCUCUUUGAAAACAUCGGGAAAGGGGACUUCACAAUCCCGGGCGACUGUGGCCCCCCACUCUCCGACCUACUCAAAGGGAUGCUGGAAUAUGAGCCGGCCAAGAGAUUCUCCAUACAGCAGAUCAGACAGCACAGUUGGUUCCGGAAGAAACACCCUCUGGCGGAGGCACUGGUGCCAAUCCCACCAAGCCCAGACACCAAGGACCGGUGGCGCAGCAUGACAGUGGUACCUUACCUAGAGGACCUGCAUGGCCAUGCUGAGGAUGAAGACGAGGACCUCUUUGACAUCGAGGAUGGCAUCAUAUACACCCAGGACUUCACGGUGCCUGGUGGCGAGGAGACAUCUGAGGCAGGGCUUAGCGAGGAGAGAUUCGCGCAGAAGAGCCAGGGUGCAGACCUUUCUGGAGAGGAAGCUGAGGCGGCAGGCACCGCAGUGGUGUCUGAGGAGGAGUUCGAGGCCUUAGUAGUAUAGUCUGAUCGGGCCACCAGCCAUUGGCAUACAUACAUUCUCCUCCUCCCCCCAGUGUUCCUGCUUUCCUUCUGCUAUAAAGCUUUGCCCGGCUGUGUGUCUACAGGUGGAUGUUUGCUACGGCCUGGUACCACCCCCAAAGUCCUACACAGGGCUGUUACCCAGAGCUGGGCUGAAAGAGCCUGACAAAGCCAGCUGAACAGGAAGAGUGGAAGCUGUGAGCCAAGAUGUGGGGGUGGUCAUUGGCUAGGGAAGGGUCCCAGAAUACCCUAGGUCCUGGAGAUCCCCCAUGUUCUGUGCCCUUCAAGCCAGCUUGGCAGGCAGUGCAGCAACAUCUGGGCUCCCCUUGAGUGGUGGAGCUCUCGGGAGAGCAAGUUGGGUGGGCAGCCCUGAGUGCCGGGCAGAACUGAGCCCUAAAGGCAGGCAGAGGCAGGCCCCUGAAGACUAAUUGCUCUAUAAGGACAUUCCAGGCCUUUCCUGGGCUCCUGUUAGAUCGCUGCCAGCCAUUUCCUUGGGGUCACGGGGGCAGGCAUGCAUGAUAGGGCCAUGUUAGAACAUGUCUGCUCUGGCAUGUAGCAUAGGCCCUGGCUACAGUCAGGCCUUAGAUGUGAGAUCUACAGAUGUCUUUCCAUAAAGUGGGAGGGAGGGGUUGCCUCUCAGACGAAUAGGAUCCCUGUCAGGGGCCCAGGGGCCGGGUGUGUGCCAGGUGACCACAGGAUACCUCCCAGGUAUCCCCCACUUUCCCCUCAUAGCCUGUAAUCCAGGACCCCUGAAUGGAGCUGGAACCUAGCAACAAGCCUCUAGCUUGAUACAUCCUUGUUCACAAGGACACUAUUCCUGUCUGGGACCCCUCAGUACCCAGGUUCCUCCAGCCUGCUUUAGCUUAACGAAGGUGAGCCACACAGGGAGGAUUUGGGCAGGUAGGUCUCUCAUUCAAAUGGAAACCUUCCUCCCCACUUGGGUGUUGGGUACCCUGAGUGGCCCUAGACCUAAGCUACCAGGUGCCUUAUUGACUGGGGAUACUGCACUGCUGGUUUUCUGAGCUGCUCCUCCUAGCUGUGGUGGCGCAUGGGGUAGCCUAUCUGCCCUACUGGCCCUGAGGGCAGGUUCACUUUGGCCUCCUAUGUCCUCAGAGAUAGCCCAUAAGGUGGGGUCAAGGUUCCGAGGUAGGACAAGGGACCCCACCCAGGCUGCAGUGCUCAGGCCUGAAGGGACCAGCUAUGGGGUCUGUCUCUCUGCUUGACUUCCAAGCACACUAGCUCAGCCCAGGUCGAGGAUGAGGUGAUGCCUCAUUACCAAAGAGGUCUUUUUACAUAGACUUGGUCUGUGCACAGGGUGGUGCAUGUCAAGUUCUGGAAGCUGCUGAGUCAGGAGGCAAUGGUCCCUCCCAGGCAUGGCUGUUUAUUGGGCCCAAGGGCUGUAAGCAGAGUGGCUUCUGGGAUGUCUACAGGCCUAGCACAGCCAUAUCUUCUACCUGACAGACUUUCUAGAGACUGCCCUGCCAUUUCCUCACAACCAGUGUGAAGGGGUCCAGCCAAGCAGGGUGAGCCAGGGACCCAUGAUGCUAGGCAGGGUUGGCAGCUGUGGGGUCUGGGGUGGAAGGCUCUGGUGACAUACAGGUCAGACAAGCACUUCAUCCCUGGGUGGGGCACCUGUGCUGGGCAUGUGGAGCCCAGCUCCUCUUGUACCCUCUUGGGCCCGGGCACAUCCACAGGCACAGAUAACCAUGGUGCACCCCAGGACAGGCCAGUGGGUGCCUGCAGCUGUCCCUCCACUGGAUUGCAGUCUGCAGUCCCUGCAGACCAGACCCAUACAGUACCACCUGCACCUGGGGGCCCAGGCAGAUGCCACACUGGUCUGCAGAGGGAUUACCUCAGACUGUUGUGGGAAGGACCUGGCCUGGCUGGACGGAGGGUCAUCUUGGAGCUGCUAGGAGGUAGCACCCAAGGAUGGAGAGGACCUGGGCUCUCCAGGUGUGUGUGGGGAGGGGGGUGCACAGUUAGGCCAAGGGCUGUGAGUGGCACUGUUCUUUGGCUCAGGCUGUCCUUG